Anopheles cruzii is the source of this 3183-nucleotide messenger RNA. RefSeq lists its product as uncharacterized. Gene Ontology annotation, biological process: centriole elongation; cilium assembly. Gene Ontology annotation, cellular component: nucleus; centrosome; centriole. NCBI's taxonomy places the organism in Eukaryota, Metazoa, Arthropoda, Insecta, Diptera, Culicidae. The record is from RefSeq and is a predicted model, not a curated record. The transcript has 2 exons. Gene Ontology annotation, molecular function: tubulin binding. Bases 1 to 3183 code for a protein of 1060 amino acids.
AUGGCGGAUUCACCUCGCAGUAUUCUGGCCCGGCUGGAGCAGCUUAAGAAGUGGCAGGAAGAACAGCAGCGCGUGUUACUUGAAAAGCACAUCGCCCAACAGCAGCUGCUAGAGCAGGAGCAGCAUAAAAUGUACGAAGUUUUGGGACUUCAGCCGCACACAGUGGACGAAGAUGAACAAGAAUCUUUCCCAGAGGACAGCGACUCCGAGCCAGAGUAUGAGGAAACGAACCUUGAAGCUCAGCUAGCAUCCGAGCGCAUCAAACCCAACGACGCCGACAACAAUGAGAGUACUUUGCGUACUUCGAACGCCAACUUCCCUUCGUUGGAACCGAAAGGAGACGCUCCGCGAAAGAACGUUCCGAAAAAACCGUACUUGAAGCGAGGAGAAGGUCUGCGAACCAGGUUUAGAGUGGAUCCGGAUAAGUUUAAGUUAGACAAUUUGCCAAAAUACAAAUUUGCGAAUCACAAUAGGGAUCGAAACAAUCGCAAACUGGGAGGAAAGCGGGAUUCAAGCAAUCGUGCAGAUGAACUCGGAGGCACCGACCCGACGAAACCAUUGCCAGUGGCCAAAUCGACACGCGCGGACUCGGCCGGAGUGGAUAGAAAAACGAAAACAACCGGCAAGAAGCCGCGAAACAACAGUGACGCAGGAAUCGUUCUCGACGUGAAUCGAGUGCAGGAGAAGAAACUAAAGCUACCUGCACGGCAGGGUGGCUCGCUUCCCGCGGUGAACGAAGAUCCACCGACCGGGGACUGUAUGGCGAAUUUGGUGGAGCUGGUAAAACAAUCUUGCCCCGAACCGGUGAAGGUGCCGCACAAACAAACCGACAUCAUCCCGAAUGCUCCAUGGAAAAGCCAACUGGACCCGGCAUCGAGCGGCAGUAAAGAGCAGCGUGAAUUGAACUUUUUCGAACUCCUCGAACAGAAGGUGGUUGGUAAGAGUUUCAAUUCCAAUUCCAGCAGUAUAUUGCGUUUCAUUGCUUCAAAUGAUAGCACGGCGUGCGAGUUGACGACGAUGACGCAGGACGACGUAGGAUGCGCUCAGUUGGAAAUCGUCGGUCCACUGGUGCACCGUGGGGAGAUCGCAACGAUCGAUCGCAUCUCUCCAGGUCCCUCCAAGGUGGUCGCUAUGAUGGCAAAUGAUUCCGACGGAAGCGACACGGAAACGGAUAAUGAAGACGAUCAGGGACACGUACGCUUCGUUGACGGUGGAACACAUCAUGAUUCCGACACUACCGCCAAUGAUCACGAGUCGAUUCUGGGCAUGAAGGCGAUGGCACGGAGUAAAAUGUCCACACCGAACGAUAAAUUUGCACAACGUUCUGAAUCGUUCGAACAAACAGGGUCAUCCAGUGAGAGCGACCAGUCAGAUGAUUGUUCGGAAAACGAUCCGACGGACAACGGACAGAGCGACCGGGAAGAAACGGCCGUGCCGAACACCGACGACGAUACGCUUCGCAGUGAGAUUCUGGCCAAAAGUGAACUGCUGAAGGAACGACUAGCCGAACUGGAGCGUGAAAUCGAUAGCUAUCGGCGCGAGAACGCAGAGUUGAUACGCGCCAAACAAGAUCACGAAAUGGAACGGCUCAAACUGCAGCAGGACCGCGAGGAGCAGGCGGAACGAUUGGCCGACGAGCGCAUCAAAAUGGAAGUCUACUUUCACGACGAACGGAUGAAGAUCGAGGCGGAACGGAAGCAAGCACUGCGUGAGGCCCAGAAGCCGAAUCGAAAAGAUCGCGACGAAAUUUUACGGCUCACCGACGAGUUGGGCGAGGCGCGCCAGCACCAGAAAGAGCGCGAAGCGAAGCACAGUGCAUCGUUGGCUCGGUUUCGGGCGCAGGCAAAAACGGUGGAAAAAGAUCUGCAGGAAGUGCGGCUAGAGUUGGAGGUGCUAAAGAAGGACAACCGGCGAUUGGAAACGGAAAAUGCGCGCCUUAAGCGACAAAACAAUAGCCGGAUGCUGGUGGAGAUAAAUCGAAACAUUGCCAAGCUGGCCGAAGGAAGCGGUGAGCCAAGGGAAGGCAAACCCGCCCCUGAAGGCGACCAUAAGCCGUCGGCGAGAGGAGAUGGCAAGAUGGCCCCGGCAAACAAUAAAUCGAUCAGAGCGCGAACGAUACAAAUCACUGAGCGGAAUGUGCGAGUGCCGCAGACGAGAGCGAAGGUGAUGAGCCAUCUGUCGAGUCACGGUCGUCAGCCAACGGUCGUAGCUCCCCUCAAACGCGGCAGCUCGGUGCCGAUGAUGCAUAUUAACGAUGCAAGUUCGGAAACGGACGAGAACGAAGAAAAUAAUCGCUGGCGCCACACAAUGCACACAAAUCGAGUUUCGUCAGAUGACGAUGAUUUCUCCGACGACGAUGACGCAGAAGAGAAUGAGAUGCAGGGUGAGGACUCCAGCUCCGCGCUGCAGGACGGCGAUGGUCACCAGGAAGCGUCACCCUAUUUUACGAACCCACCAGCGGUACGCAAAACACUUUUUAACGCUGCGAGGGCUGCAAGUCAUCCCGGCAACGGUGGCAUAGUGCGAAAAGAGGACAAACCGGGCCAGGAAGAGGCCAAAAGUAAAACGUCCACCAGUCGUACACCCGAAGCGACUGAAGUGAUCAACAGUUUAAAGAAAGAGAUCGUACACUCGGACGGGAGCAGAGAAAUACGUUUCCCGAACGGUAAUAUAAAGAAAAUAUCGCCCGACGGACUGACGAUUCGGAUGCAGUAUUUUAACAAGGACAUCAAGGAGACGAACGUGUCCGAGGGUACGACCAAAUACUACUACUCCGAAACUGGCACCUGGCGCACGACCUAUCUCGAUGGGCUCGAGAUCACGGAGUUUCCUAAUGGUCAAAGGGAGCACCUGUUCAAGGAUGGAUCGACCGAGGUACACUUUCCGAACGGUUCGAUACGCACGACAAACCCGAACAGUGUUGAUAUUGCCGAGGAGUGGAAAUACCACGACGGAACCACGAUGAUCAUACGGAAGAACGGUGACAAGGAGAUUUCGCUUCCGAACGGUCAGGUUGAAAUACAGACAAAGGCCCACAAACGACGUAUCUAUCCGGAUGGCACCGUCAAGUACGUCUACCCGGACGGCAGCCAGGAAUCGCGCUAUUCGAAUGGUCGCGUGCGGUUAAAGGAUAAGGACGGGCGAUUAGUUUCCGAUACGGGAGGCGCUGGUAGCAACUGGUAG